UUCAAUCACGCUCUCCACUCCCUCAGACUUCUGAGAAAUCAGCAAAUUAGGUUUUGAUAUAAAAGGCAGAUUCUGAGCCAAAAACCUGAGUUUUAGAGGGCGGCGGGGUUUGGACGAGGAGACCUCUCAGCGCAAGGCUUGUCGAUACAAAAUGCCUAAGCAAAUCCAUGAGAUUAAGGACUUCCUCCUCACUGCGAGGAGGAAAGAUGCGCGUUCCGUGAAGAUCAAGAGGAGCAAGGAUGUGGUGAAGUUCAAGGUCAGGUGCUCCAAGUACCUUUACACCCUAUGCGUCUUCGACUCCGAGAAGGCCGACAAGUUGAAGCAAUCACUUCCCCCGGGUUUGAGUGUUCAAGACCUGUGAAGAGAAGACCUGGUCUCUUUUCCGAUUAUAAGUCAUUAGGAGAUAUGAGGACUUUGGAUUAUAUUUCCUGUAUUUCAUUAGCAAAUUCAGGAGAUUUUGAGUUUGUUGAACAAUUGCCGUUGUUAUGACCAAUCCUUUGGAAUUUUUUACUUGGAUGAGUUCACUAUGUUCAACUAUGAUUCUGACUCUUGAGUCUUAAAUAUGUUUUUCUUAA
Molecule: messenger RNA, 575 nt
Organism: Punica granatum (pomegranate)
Lineage: Eukaryota; Viridiplantae; Streptophyta; Magnoliopsida; Myrtales; Lythraceae
Source: RefSeq, a predicted model, not a curated record